Zea mays is the source of this 1096-nucleotide messenger RNA. Its product is annotated as transcription factor MYB39. Lineage: Eukaryota; Viridiplantae; Streptophyta; Magnoliopsida; Poales; Poaceae. The transcript is spliced from 2 exons. The record is from RefSeq and is marked validated. The coding region runs from base 157 to 939 and encodes 260 amino acids.
CCACACAGCAAAACCACCCGCGCUCCGCCAAUCCAGAGAGCGAGCCAGCCCGAGCUCACACAGCAGCGAGCUCGGUCUUCUCGCCAGGACACGAACACGACCCCAGCAGGCGGCAGGCAAGCCACGCUCUCUCGACGGGCGGACGUUAAUCGAGACAUGGGGCGCUCUCCGUGCUGCGAGAAGAUGGGGCUGAAGAGGGGUCCGUGGACGGCCGAGGAGGACAGGAUUCUGGUGGCGCACGUCGAGCGCCACGGCCACAGCAACUGGCGCGCGCUGCCCAAGCAGGCGGGCCUGCUCCGCUGCGGCAAGAGCUGCCGCCUCCGCUGGAUCAACUACCUGCGCCCCGACAUCAAGCGCGGCAACUUCAGCCGGGAGGAGGAGGACGCCAUCAUACAGCUCCACCAAAUGCUCGGCAACAGAUGGUCGACAAUCGCUGCCAGGCUGCCGGGGAGGACGGACAACGAGAUCAAGAACGUCUGGCACACCCACCUCAAGAAGCGCCUGGAGCCAAAGCCAGCCAGCCAGCAGGCGCCCAAGCGCAAGCCCACGAAGAAGCAGCAGCCGCAGCCGGAGCCCGAGCCCGUAACGACGCUCGAGGGGCCGGCCGGAGCCGUGCCGCCGGUGGCGCCGGAGCGGUCACUCUCCACGACGACGUCGACCACCACCAGCACCGCGGACUACUCGCCCGCCUCGUCGCUGGAGAACGCGGGCGACAGCUUCACCUCGGAGGAGGACUACUACCAGAUCGACGACAGCUUCUGGUCCGAGACGCUGGCCAUGACGACGACGGUGGACAGCUUCGAGUCCGGGGUGCAGCAGGCGGAGGGCAGCUUCGGCAAGUCGGCGGCGGCGCCGUCGUCGACCAACGACGACAUGGACUUCUGGCUCAAGCUGUUCAUGCAGGCCAGCGACAUGCAGAAUUUGCCCCAGAUUAUUUAGGCGGGAAACGGACCUAGACGGUUUGUUAUCUCUCGGCUGAUGAUGAUAUUCAUUGGGCGCGCGCUCACGAUUCUUUGAAUCUUCGUUCUGCUCCGUUUUCGGUGGAUGUAUAUAUAUCCCACUGAAACCUUGUGAAGCGGAAAGCAAUUGCUUCGUA